Molecule: messenger RNA, 1426 nt
Organism: Pocillopora damicornis (cauliflower coral)
Lineage: Eukaryota; Metazoa; Cnidaria; Anthozoa; Scleractinia; Pocilloporidae
Source: RefSeq, a predicted model, not a curated record
CUCCAAAUGGCUCCGUCAAUCUCUAGAGAGAAGUUGGCAUCACUUACCGAGAACAACGCAGACAGGAUCUUGCCCAUCAUUCGUUCAUUCGAACGUAAGGACCAAUCAGCAUGCCAAAACAUUUUUAAGGAUGGAUAUCAAGAGUUUAUAAAAAGUAUCACAGUAACAUAUCUAUCGUUGUUGGUAAGGUACAUUGUCAUGGCUGCUAUGUUUCCAAUACUUGCAGCAGUGAUUUGGUCGGCAUGGAUCUUUGCUGUGUUUGUGGUGAUGGCAUGCAUGGUUUUGGCAUUCAUCGGCAUAUAUUUACAGUUGACAGGCUGGCUCUAUAUUAAUCAUACACUGAAAUCAGGCGAUUUAAAGGAUAUUGAGGAGUCCUACAUGUCGAUUCAACAGUCGCACUUGUGGGUAGCAGAGUUGAAUGGAAGAGUUGUUGGGAUGGUGGGCCUCAUUCACGAGGAAAACUUCGAACAAGGCGUCUAUGAACUCAAGCGCAUGUACGUUGUGCCGAAUUGUAGGAAAAAGGGGAUCGCUAGAAACCUGAUUAAUGAACUAAUCUCACAUGCCAAGACAAAUAGGAUAAAAUUGGUUAUUUUAAAAACAACGUCUACGGUGGUGCCAGCGAUCCAAUUGUACAUGAAGAAUGGUUUCACAUUUUCCAGCGCUGGUUUAAAUGGCAAGUUAACCGACGUGCCUGUCAUCAACAAACGGAGUUUACCACAAGACAUACACCUUAAGUUAGACAUUUCCUCAUUAGCUGCACCUUAAAAUAUUCCUUUUAGUAUUACAUGUCUUCGCACCUUUCCAGUUUAGGUGAACAUUUCGUAAUGUCAUCCGCAAGCUUUGAGGCAGAACCUUUCUUUUCGUAUCUGUUGUGGUAAAAAGUGCACGUUUUAUGAGCCAUAGCUGGAUCCCUUUAAACGAGAAGCCUUUUAUUCACUUAUUUUAAAAUAAUCUAGAUUAAGGAAAAUACAGGAAAGCUUUUUGCAAAGCAUAAAAAAUAUGCAGCCUAAUAUGUUGUGGCGCUUAUGGUGGGUACCUGUUCGUGGAAAAUGAAAAUAUCAGCUCCAUACUCAUCCCUACACCCACAAGGAAAUUUGAUUCAGAGUGCGCGCCUAAAGGGCGUCUAUUUAAUUUACUAAUCAUUUGUUAAUACCACAGAACGAGUUGAAUCACCAAGGAGCACAUCAUUUGACGACCAAAAUGUGUUUCCAACGGUUUCCAAAACACCUGAAUAUAUUUAAUUGAAACAAUAUGUUAAUACACCUCCAAUACACUCCAUUUAACGCUCUACCACUUGAGAAAGUGUAUGAACAAGUUUUAAGGGAAAAAAGUUGCCUCGGGUUUGCAAAAUCGUAUCUGAUUUGACCAAUUUUUACAGACAUAGUGUUUUCUCUGUUGCUUUUUUUCUUUCUUUCAUCAUUGAAGA